AUGGGGAAUGCGGCACGCACCCCGCUCGUCGCCAGCGCUGCUUUGGUAUUCCAACAACGUUUCUACGUGAGCACUGGUGCAACCGGGUGUAACGGGGUCUCCCAUGGACAUGACCACCGCUUCAGCGAAAGUAAGAAUGGAGUGGCAGGUAGCAGCGGCUCUUCCUCUGCCAACAGUGGCGCGUGCGGUAGUGGCGGCAGUGGGUUCCGCGGCAGCGGUGCCACCUCCAGGCAGCAGCAGGCGACCAAGAGGACCAAAAAGGUCAAGGCAAGUCGUCGUCUACUGAAGAGCAAGCGCACAGGGCCGAAGGCAAAGUCUACAUCCACGCCACGCUCCUCCGCCUCUGGUAGCUCGGCGGCGACAGUGUCGGCCAACGCAACGUCUGGUAGCGCCUCAGCGAACCAGGGAGGCGCGGCGGGUAGCAGUGGUAGUGGCAGCGGCGGUGGUCCUGGGUCAUCGCCGUCGUCAUCACCUGCCGCAGCCUCUGCCCAGCCGCGCUCCGUCACCUGUCGACGCAAGAAGAAGAGCAGCCGAGCUCCCUCGUCCCCGUCAGCCACGCCACUAACACCAGGCAGCGAUGCAGCGGCGAGGAGGCCCAAGCGCUCUCUCACACGCAAAAGGGUCCAAACUGGUUCCUUCAGCAACGGCAGCGCCACGGUGAAGAAGUCGACCUCGGCCGCACACGCCACUUCUCCCGCCCGCCCGGCAUCCGCAGCCCUGCCCGCCACCGCCGCUGUACGCGCCAAGUCAAAGAAACGCAAGCGCAUCCGCAUUUGUGUGCUCAGCAGCAGCUACGACGGCACCGACUCGGCAACGGCCAGCGUGGACAACUACUGGUGCACACCGCAGCACUACAUGAAGAAGGAUCGGCACAAGUACUCCUUCGCCGAUGUGUCCAUGAAGAAAAUUGACUCGUAUCGCACCGUGCGCAAGUUGGUCACUUCCAACAAGUACGAUGUCUUCUUCAACUUGUGCGACGGCGGCCGUGAUGAAAAGCGCGCCGGCGUAGACGUGGUAGAGGCACUGGAGGAGCAGAACGCCGCCUUCACCGGCACGGACUCGCGUGGCUUCGAGCCCAGCAAGAUCGACAUGAAGUUGAUGGUUGGGUCGAGCGGUGUCAAGGUGCCCAAUUUUGUGCUGCUCAACGACGAGGAAGGCCUUGCCAAGAAGUGCCGGCACCUGAAGUUUCCGGUGAUUGUGAAGCACCUCUCCGGCUACGCCUCCGUCGGCAUUCACAAGGAAAACCGGUGCGACACGCUGGAUCAGCUGAGAACGAGGGUGCGGGGCUUCAUCAAGGAGUACAACCACGCGCUGGUGGAGGAGUUCAUCCGCGGACGUGAGGGUACCGUGCUGGCCUGCGCAGACCCCGGCAGCCCGUUCGGCGUGAAGGUCUUUAAGCCGCUUAUGUUCAAUUUCCUGCAGAGCAGUGACGACUUUGCGUACUUUGAAAAGAAGUGGACAAUGGAGUGUGGCGAUCAGGCGUACGGCUUCCUGGCUUCGUCGGACCCGGCCUAUCCCGCUAUCACAGAGAUGGCCCGGAAUGCAUUCAAGUACAUCAUGAACGGUGUCGGCUACGGUCGCGUCGACUUCCGCAUCGACGAGCUCACCGGGGCACCGUACUUUCUGGAAAUCAAUCCGAACUGUGGUAUGUGGUACUCCCCGAAGGAUGGCGGCGACUUCGCGGACGUUAUGGUCGAGGGCGACCCCCACUGGAACCACGAACGCUUUGUUGCCAACGCCGUGGCACGGGCGCUGCGAGAUCAGGCGGCACGCAAGCCGUGGUACUUCAUCAGCCACGACCGCAACGGGCAGUUUACCACGCGCGCCAGUAAAACAGUUGCAGCAGGCAAGUGCCUCUUUGGCGACGCCGUGCACCCGAUCCCGGUGGUGGCCAAGUCGCUCUAUAAGCUGGGUGAGGAGGAGCCGACAGUCGGCUGCGUCAUCUGUCGCGGCGAUGGUAUUCACCAAGCGGUGGCACUGCGCCACUCGUGUGAGCCGAACAUGAGCUUUGUGCACGGCCGCACGUUGCUCUUCGCUGCGAAGCGGCAGAUCAAUGUUGGUGAGGAGCUCACGGUCGACUACGCCACCCUGCGCGAUGAGUCAAUGCCCCACUUUGUGUGCAGCUGCGGCACUGAAAAUUGCCGCAGUGUCAUCUUUCCCAUGCCAGCAAUGCCGCGCACUGUCGAGGCCAAGGCGAUGAAGCGGCUGCUGCGGGAGAAGAAACAAGUCUGGAUGAAGGAGAAGGCCGACCGCGAAGUGGAGCGGAUUCUCAAGAAGCGCUCUUCGCGUGCCUCAUCCUCCGCCCCGUCUGGUAGCAUCAGUAGCGGCGGUGGUGCCUCUGCAGGGUCAUCCUCCAACACUGGCCACGCCAGCAGCAGUGCAAGCGGUAGUGCCAGUUCCAGCAGCGGUAGUAGUGGUGGCAUCAACGCCUUGGAGAGAAAGUAA
This is a messenger RNA of Leishmania braziliensis MHOM/BR/75/M2904, 2445 nucleotides long. RefSeq lists its product as hypothetical. Gene Ontology annotation, molecular function: metal ion binding; protein binding; D-alanine-D-alanine ligase activity. The record is from RefSeq and is a predicted model, not a curated record. The coding region runs from base 1 to 2445 and encodes 814 amino acids. Gene Ontology annotation, biological process: peptidoglycan biosynthetic process. Lineage: Eukaryota; Euglenozoa; Kinetoplastea; Trypanosomatida; Trypanosomatidae. The transcript has a single exon.